Molecule: messenger RNA, 3391 nt
Organism: Rhinichthys klamathensis goyatoka
Lineage: Eukaryota; Metazoa; Chordata; Actinopteri; Cypriniformes; Leuciscidae
Product: glutamate receptor ionotropic, kainate 2
Exons: 16
Coding region: 228-2984 (918 amino acids)
Biological process (GO): synaptic transmission, glutamatergic; modulation of chemical synaptic transmission; monoatomic ion transport
Cellular component (GO): postsynaptic membrane; presynaptic membrane; plasma membrane
Molecular function (GO): kainate selective glutamate receptor activity; transmitter-gated monoatomic ion channel activity involved in regulation of postsynaptic membrane potential
Source: RefSeq, a predicted model, not a curated record
GAACGCGCCCGCCCGCGCGCACACUCGCAGUCUCCGUGAGAUGCCCGUUAGAUUCGGUGCGGCAGUGCAGUGUCGCGCGCGCAGGGCUCGCGGAUGAUAUCGACCCCACUCAUGCGUGGAUUCCCCGCUCGUCUCCUCGCGCACAAACGGAUCCGUGGACCGGAGACUCCCGCGCGGACCGCCGUGAUGGUGUCACGCGCACGGACGCGUCAGCCGUGCUUGUGAAGAUGAUGAAGAAGAUGAUGAUGAUGAUGAUGAUGAUGGUGGUGGUGAGGACCGGAGCUCUCCUCCGGUUACCGGGGCUCGUGAUCAGACUCACGGUGCUGAUGUUUGUCGCCGGGUCGAGCGGGAUGCCGCACGUGCUCAGAUUCGGAGGGAUCUUCGAGUCGAUAGAGAGCGGCCCAUCUGGACCAGAAGAACUGGCCUUUAAAUUCGCACUGAACACCAUCAACAGGAACCGGACGCUUCUGCCCAACACGACGCUCACGUACGACAUCCAGAGAAUCAACGUCUUCGACAGUUUCGAGGCGUCCAGGAAAGCCUGCGAGCAGCUCUCCCUGGGCGUGGCUUCGAUCUUUGGCCCCUCCCACAGCUCGUCAGCCAAUGCGGUGCAGUCGAUCUCGAACGCCCUCGGUGUCCCUCACAUUCAGACCCGCUGGAAGCACCAGGUGUCGGAUAACAGGGACUCUUAUUAUGUCAGUCUGUAUCCCGACUUCUCCUCGCUCAGCCGGGCCAUACUGGACCUCGUGCACUUCUUCAGGUGGAGGACCGUCACGGUGGUGUACGACGACAGCACAGGUCUCAUCCGUCUGCAGGAGCUCAUUAAAGCUCCUUCUCGUUUCAACAUCCGGCUGAAGAUCCGGCAACUCUCCGCCGACACCAAAGACGCCAAACCGCUCCUCAAAGACAUGAAGAAAGCGAAGGAGUUCCACGUCAUCUUCGACUGCAGUCACGACAUGGCAGCCUGGAUCCUCAAGCAGGCUCUCUCAAUGGGAAUGGUGACAGAAUACUAUCAUUACAUCUUUACAACUCUGGAUCUGUUUGCUCUGGAUAUGGAGCCGUAUCGGUUCAGUGGAGUGAACAUGACGGGUUUCCGGAUCCUGAACACCGAGAGUCCACAGGUUUCGUCCAUCAUCGAGAAGUGGAGCAUGGAGAGACUACAGGCGCCGCCCAAACCAGACUCAGGCCUGCUGGACGGGUUCAUGACGACGGACGCUGCGCUCAUGUACGAUGCGGUUCACAUCGUCGCUGUGGCCGUCCAGCAGUCGUCUCAGAUCACGGUCAGUUCUCUUCAGUGUAACAGACACAAACCCUGGCGCUUCGGUGGGAGAUUCAUCAGCCUCAUCAAAGAGGCAUCAUGGGACGGACUGACGGGGCGAAUCCUCUUCAACAAAACCAACGGCUUGAGGACAGACUUCGACCUGGACGUGAUCAGUCUCAAAGAGAACGGCCUCGAGAAGAUCGGGACGUGGGACCCUCCGCGUGGACUGAACAUGACAGAGAAUCACAAGAGUAAAAUCACCAACAUCACAGACUCGCUAGCCAACAAAUCACUGCGCGUGUCCACUAUACUGGAGGAGCCGUACGUCAUGUUUAAGAAGUCGGAUAAGCCGCUGUACGGCAACGACCGGUUCGAGGGCUUCUGUGUGGAUCUGCUCCGGGAGCUGUCGGGGAUCCUGGGCUUCCGGUACGAGAUCCGGCUGGUGGAGGACGGGAAGUACGGGGCGUUCGAGGAGAACACGGGCCAGUGGAACGGCAUGAUCCGCGAGCUAAUCGACCACAAAGCGGACCUGGCCGUGGCUCCGCUGACCAUCACGUACGUGCGAGAGAAGGUGAUUGACUUCUCCAAACCCUUCAUGACUCUGGGAAUCAGCAUUCUCUACCGCAAACCCAACGGCACCAACCCCGGCGUGUUCUCCUUCCUCAACCCUCUGUCCCCUGAUAUCUGGAUGUAUAUUCUGCUGGCUUGCUUGGGUGUCAGUUGUGUGCUGUUUGUCAUAGCCAGGUUCAGUCCGUACGAGUGGUAUAAUCCUCAUCCCUGCAAUCCCGACUCAGACGUGGUGGAGAACAACUUCACUCUCCUCAACAGCUUCUGGUUUGGUGUCGGAGCUCUCAUGCGUCAAGGAUCGGAGCUCAUGCCGAAGGCUCUCUCCACCAGGAUCGUGGGAGGGAUCUGGUGGUUCUUCACGCUGAUCAUCAUCUCCUCGUACACGGCCAAUCUGGCGGCGUUCCUGACGGUGGAGCGAAUGGAGUCGCCCAUCGACUCGGCGGACGAUCUGGCCAAGCAGACCAAGAUCCUGUACGGCCUGGUCGAGGACGGCGCCACCAUGACCUUCUUCAAGAAAACCAAGAUCUCCACGUACGAUAAGAUGUGGGAGUUCAUGAAGAGUCGCGGUCAGUCUGUGAUCGUGAAGAGCGUGGAGGAGGGAAUCCAUCGAGUGCUGACGUCGGAUUACGCGUUCCUGAUGGAGUCGACGGCCAUCGAGUUCGUCACGCAGCGCAACUGCAACCUCACGCAGGUCGGAGGACUCAUCGACUCCAAGGCCUACGGCGUGGGGACUCCCAUGGGCUCCCCGUAUCGGGACCGCAUCACCAUCGCGAUCCUGCAGCUGCAGGAGGAGGGGAAGCUGCACAUGAUGAAGGAGAAGUGGUGGCGGGGCAACGGCUGUCCCGAGGAGGAGAGUAAAGAGGCGAGCGCUCUCGGCGUGCAGAACAUCGGGGGAAUCUUCAUCGUUCUGGCCGCCGGGCUCGUGCUGUCCGUGUUCGUGGCCGUCGGGGAGGUGCUCUACAAGUCCAGGCAGAACGCGCACAUUCAGAAGCGCUCGUUCUGCAGUGCGAUGGUGGAGGAGCUCCGGGUGUCUCUGAAAUGCCAGCGGCGGCGGAAACAAAAGCCUCAACCUCCCGCCAUCGUCAAAACAGAAGAGGUCAUUAACAUGCACACCUUUAACGACAGGAGGCUCCCGGGGAAAGAGACCAUGGCCUGAGAUCCCGCGGGAUCCUCCUGUAACUCUCGUCCCAACGACGGACACAAAGAUGUUUCCUGUGGAAAUCCGGAUACGCGAGCGACUGAUCGGUCUCUCUCUGUCCUGCGGCGCGACAUCCUUCUCGUUCUGUGUUGCUUAUCUCUGUUUUCUCUGUGAAAGACAUGUAGGAUGCUGUGAAAUGAAGUAGAUGUUUUAAACGGAUCGGUUUUGAUGUGAGAGAAAUGCUGCCUUCAAGAGCGCCGGAUGACGACAGACUCCCAGAACCUUCUCCAAACGUCUAUUAGACGUUAUUAGUAGGGAUGCGCGAUAUAUAUCGGUAUCGGCCGAUAUAUGAUCAGUUUUACUGUUAUCGUUAUCGGCCGGAUAAGAAAAUUUAGCCGCUUUAUUAAAGCCGAUAAAUAAUGUAA